Messenger RNA from Otolemur garnettii (small-eared galago), 658 nucleotides. It is a transcript of the gene LTC4S, whose product is annotated as leukotriene C4 synthase. The transcript is spliced from 5 exons. Gene Ontology annotation, biological process: leukotriene biosynthetic process. Gene Ontology annotation, cellular component: membrane; endoplasmic reticulum; nuclear envelope. Gene Ontology annotation, molecular function: enzyme activator activity; glutathione transferase activity; leukotriene-C4 synthase activity. The record is from RefSeq and is a predicted model, not a curated record. NCBI's taxonomy places the organism in Eukaryota, Metazoa, Chordata, Mammalia, Primates, Galagidae. The coding region runs from base 116 to 556 and encodes 146 amino acids.
UCUUCCUCUCCUGGGCCGGCCAUUCUUCCUCUCUGGGGCUGACUUCUGAGCAGCAAGAGAUAAGAGCUCUCCAGCUAGCCAGCUCCAGCCACCACAUCCACCAGCACCCAGCACCAUGAAGGACGAUGUGGCUCUUCUGGCCACGAUCACUCUUUUGGGAGUCCUGUUGCAAGCCUACUUCUCCCUGCAGGUGAUCUCGGCGCGCAGGGCCUUCCGGGUGUCGCCACCGCUCACCACAGGCCCACUUGAGUUCCAGCGCGUCUACCGAGCCCAGGUGAACUGCAGCGAGUACUUCCCGUUGUUCCUCGCCACGCUCUGGGUCGCCGGCAUCUUUUUUCACGAAGGGGCGGCGGCCCUGUGCGGCCUGGUCUACCUGUUCGCGCGCCUCCGCUACUUCCAGGGCUACGCGCGCUCGGCGCAGCUCAGGCUGGGACCGCUGUACGCGAGCGCGCGCGCGCUCUGGCUGCUGAUGGCGCUGGCGGGGCUCGGCCUGCUAGUCCACUUCCUCCCCGCCUCGCUCCUGCGACAGCUUCGGACGCUGCUGCCGAUGGCCUGAGUAGAAGGCCGCCGAGUCGGUGGAGCUGGGGAAGAAGAGCUGCAACCUCCAGGAGCACCGGGAGGGCGGCUCGCUUCCGCAUCCUGGUCUCUAAAUAAAGUU